UUACAGUAUGAUUUGAAACAGUCACCAUGGACUUUUCACGUCUACACACGUACACUCCUCCCCAUUGUCUGCCAGAGAACACUGGCUAUACAUAUGCACUCAGUUCAAGUUAUUCGUCGUCUGCUUUGGACUUCGAGACUGAAAACAAAAUAGAUCCAGUAUUUGAUUCACCGAGAAUGUCACGGCGUAGUUUACGGUUAGCUACUGCAGGGCUUCAUAAAUCAGAUGAUGCACGAGGUGAUAGCCUUCAUGACAGCUCCUAUGCCGGAAACACGUCCUUCAGAGGACAGUCUAAGACGGUGAAGGAACGCAGAAGUAUGAAUAAACAAUCUAGCAGUGCGAGACACACGCCAAGGAAAAAUCUCUCCAGCUCUUCCAUUUUUAGCCAAAGCAGUUUCAAUAGCCACGCCAGUGAUGCAUCCAUGGUAUCCACGGUAUUGGAUGAGUCUUUGAUUCGAGAGCAGACAGAAGUUGGUCAUUUCUGGGGCCUUGAUGACGAAGGCGACCUUAAAGGCAGUGAUGUCACCCUGACGCAGGGGAAUGGCGAUCUGGCAGCGGCAGAAACACAGACCACCAUGAUCAAUGGGUACACGUGCAGCGACUGCAGCAUGCUGUCCGAGCGCAAGGAGGUCCUCACCGCCUACUCGGCUCCUCGUGUGCCAACCUCCAGGAUUUACUCCAGGGACAGGAGCCAGAAACAUGCAGCUAGAGGAGCCUAUUUCUACACGAGUAAGAUUCUGCGAUGGGUCAGACAUGCUGCAACAUCUUUUACAUCACUAUUAGUGCAACUAUUUCAAAUGGUUUUGCUGAAGCUGGGUUAUGAAUUUAAAGCUCACUCAGACUACUGUGGGAGCAUGAAUGUAAAGGAGUUUUACAGAGAAGACAGCCAUCUGGGUGUCAGCGAGGAGUCAAUAUGUGAUGACUGUAAGGGGAAGAAACACCUUGAAAUACACACCUCAGACCACAUGCAAUCCUCAUGGGCUAAAAGGGUAGCAAGGACCGUAUGGCACACCUUUUCUUACGCAGGUUACUUUAUGCUUCACGUGUUGCAAACGGUGGGAGCCACGGGCUGGCUGGUGUCUCAGAAGGUGGUGUCUCUACUCUGGCUGGCCAUUCUCUCUCCAGGGAGGGCAGCUUCUGGCAUGUUCAGGUUGCUUAGAUCUGGGUGGUACCAACUUGUUGCUCUGAUGUCUUUGCUUAAGGUGUUUCUUCUCAGAAGAUGCCUGCCAAAGAUCUACAAGCUAUUACCGUUUCUUAUCCCACUCCUGUUUUUACUAGGUAUAUGGUUCUGGGGGUUUGAUGGCUUCCUUUCAUUAUUACCUUCGUUGAACCGGACGAGAAUUGAUAGAAUCCAGAGAAUAGAUGACUCUGUUCGUGUUCCCAAACCGCAGCCUGAUUCCUUUCACUCUGUGCAACCCCCAAAGGAUACCAUCAGUAUCUUUGAUUCUGGUCGCAUAAGUGAGCUGGAAAAGCAAAUGGCCUUCGUGUCUGACAGAUGCCACCACCACGAUGAAAAAUACAGCGAAGUGAUGCUGCUGCUCCAUGGUCUGCAAGAUCAGGUUGCCCAGAUGGGUGACAAAAGUGAAACAUUGAAGCUAAUACAGAAUGUGAUGAGUCAACAUAUUAAAGAUAUGAAAUCGGAGCAAAAGACUGACUUCCUGGCUUUACAUCAAGAACACGAGUCCCGCAUUCUGACACUGGAAGACCUUCUUGCAAAACUGUCUGCUGAAUCCAAGGACAUUCAGAAGGAUCUUGACGUAACCAAAGCAAAGACAGUGAGGGAUGAUGAUGACCAUAGUCAACUCUUGUCCAAAGUUAAGAAGCUAGAACUAGAGCUGUCGCAGCUGAAAUCGGAGCUGUUGGCUGGGGAGAGCGUGAGGACGAGUUGUGAGAAAAUGGAUGUCAUUCAUGAAAAAGUGGGUGCACAGGUCAAAGAAUCUGUCAAGCUAAUGCUUUUUGGAGAUCAACAAGAAGACUUUCCCGAAUCGCUUCUCCAGUGGCUUACAGCUAAUUUUGUGAGCAAAAAUGAUCUGCAGACUGUGCUGCGGGAUCUGGAGCUGCAGAUCCUCAAGAAUAUCACUCUCCAUAUGUCUGUUACAAACCAAAAAGUAACAGCUGAAGUAGUAACAAACGCUGUGACUGAUGCAGGGAUUUCUGGAAUCACAGAAGCGCAAGUACAGAUCAUUGUAAACAAUGCACUGAAACUCUACUCUCAAGACAAGAUCGGUUUGGUGGAUUUUGCUUUGGAAUCAGGAGGUGGCAGCAUUUUGAGUACUCGCUGUUCUGAAACCCAUGAGACCAAAACAGCAUUAAUUAGCCUCUUUGGAGUUCCCCUGUGGUACUUCUCACAGUCUCCCAGAGUGGUGAUACAGCCGGACAUGUACCCGGGGAACUGCUGGGCCUUCAAGGGCUCCCAGGGGUACCUUGUGAUUCGACUGUCAAUGAAGAUCUACCCAACUGCCUUCACCAUGGAGCACGUACCAAAAGCACUUUCACCAGCAGGAAACAUCACCAGUGCUCCGAGGAACUUCGCCGUCUAUGGUCUAGAUGAUGAAUAUCAAGAAGAAGGCACGCUUCUAGGACAGUAUGUCUACGAUCAGGAUGGAGAACCACUGCAGAUGUUUCCAGUGAUGCAGAAAAGUGAAACAGCAUUCCAAAUAGUGGAGCUGAGAAUUCUGUCCAACUGGGGCCACGCAGUGUACACCUGCCUUUACCGGUUCAGAGUGCACGGGGAACCCGCCGAAUGAUCUCCCACACUACAGCCUGGCUUAGCUUUUCUUGUUGUACAUUUUGUUCUGGAUCUGUAUAUACCGGAAAGCCUCGAACACUGGAAUCUUUAAAGGACGAGGAUGCGAGAUACAUACUGCAGAACUAUUGAUCCUCUGAUAAAGGCAGAAGACUGUCAGCAGAACUGUAUAAAAAAAAAAAAUAAUAUAACUUUGAUUUGCUCUAAUGCUCAGUUUGUAACUGCCCGUUAGCUUUAUUUGGUGUCCAUGCUGAGAGAAACAAUGCAUGCGAGCUACUCUGGUCAUAGAGCCCCGCUGGCAAACAGGUGACACCUCUUUUAUUACAAAUGAAUGUAUAGGGGUGGUUGGUUUGGGGUUUUGUUUUCUUUUUUUUUUAAAAAAAAGAAUAAACCACACUUUCUGCAACUAGGAAUCUGUUUUUUUUAAAAUCCAGGACUUAACUGCAUACUUCUGUUAGCUGGGCACCAUAAGCCAAAACCUGUGGUACAUCUUAGAUGCUGACUGUGGCUGAGGGUGUCCUUCAGUUGGCCUUUGGUUUUGACCUUUUUGGUGGAUCCCAAAGGGCUUCUUUGAUACCUGUUGAAUAUAAUAAAUACUACUGUCAGGGAAAGUUAACACAACCAAAACUAAUUUAAACACCAGCGACUGAGAAUGCUUUACUGUAACUUGUGGCCAUGAGUUGCUCUAAAAGUCAGGGAUAACUUAAAAGUUAUUUUAAGGGUUUUUACUGUAGCAACUCAGCCAGUUUGUUCUUCAGUGUUAAUUCCAAAUCGACCUUCAUGUACUACCUGGAUGGGAGCUGUAAACAUUGUUUAAUUGCUCUAUACUAAUCCUAAUUUGUCAAAAGCGAUCUCUUUGGGGCAAGAAUUCUUUAGGCUGGUUGGUUGUUACGCUUGGUAAAGGCUGUACUGUGAGAACACCGCGGUGGUGGGGGAAGGAUCAUCCCGGGGGGAGAGAGGCCAUCAGCACCCGGCUGCUCCCCAAAAGUGUCCACCCAGAGUGAGAGGAAAGUGCCCGUUGUCCCCGGGGAUUGCUGCUUCCACCAUCCUUAAAAAAAAAAAAAAAAAAAGAUUCCUGGAAUGUACUUGUCUACAGAACUUUUAUCUUUGCCGUUCUAAUGCAUUUUAUAACAGGUGAACUGUUACCACAUGGGACUGCUGACUGGUUUCUCAAUAGUUACGUAUGUUGCACAACAGUCCUCGAAUGUUUAAAACAAAACAAAAGUCUCCAUGUGAAGAACCUUUUUUUCACUUGACGUAGAGACAGACCCUAUGGCCUACGCGGAGGAGCUAGAUUACACGUGUACAGGUGUUUUCAUACUAUAGGUUACGUAUUUAAAAUUAGAGUUAUCCUGUAUAAAUUGAAAUUAGGUAGCUGGGGUGGGAAUAUUUUGAAUAACACUAACUUAUUUUUAAAAAAAAAAAAAGCAAGAUAGGACUUUGUGCAAUGUAUUUUUGUAAAUGCUUUUCAAGAUGUCUGUUAUCCUUUGCUGCCUCCAAACUGACAAAAUGCUAUUGAGAUGUUUAAAUAAAGAGUUUUAAUUUUUGAAA
Molecule: messenger RNA, 4297 nt
Organism: Calidris pugnax (ruff)
Lineage: Eukaryota; Metazoa; Chordata; Aves; Charadriiformes; Scolopacidae
Gene: SUN1
Product: Sad1 and UNC84 domain containing 1
Exons: 23
Coding region: 27-2747 (906 amino acids)
Biological process (GO): nuclear envelope organization
Cellular component (GO): nuclear envelope; meiotic nuclear membrane microtubule tethering complex
Molecular function (GO): protein-membrane adaptor activity
Source: RefSeq, a predicted model, not a curated record